This is a messenger RNA of Cicer arietinum (chickpea), 1387 nucleotides long. Its product is annotated as ethylene-responsive transcription factor 5-like. The record is from RefSeq and is a predicted model, not a curated record. NCBI's taxonomy places the organism in Eukaryota, Viridiplantae, Streptophyta, Magnoliopsida, Fabales, Fabaceae. Gene Ontology annotation, molecular function: DNA-binding transcription factor activity; DNA binding. Gene Ontology annotation, biological process: regulation of DNA-templated transcription; ethylene-activated signaling pathway.
CAAAUUUCAACCCAUCUUUCCUUCAAGCAAAGAAAAUUAAAAAUAAAAAGAAUAAUUGAGAAAAUGAAAAACGAUGCUUCCUCCUAGCAUCGUAGCUCCUCAUUAGAAAGUCUCCUCCACGUUCAAAAUCAACACUCACUCAAUCAAUUCCCUUUAUAUACAACCCUUUUCCACUCAACUUAGACAAACACAUCACACAACCUUAUCCUCUCUUCUCUAUUUCUCCUCCAAUAAUACCACAACUUUUUGCUUCCUUUUUUUCCUUCAAUCAAAUAAAAAUAAAAUCAAUUCAAUUUAUAAACAUACACAAUAAACUCAUGGAUAACGCUGCUGAAGUUUCAGCUCUUAGAAGCAUCAAAUUGCAUCUUUUAGGUGAACUAUCCCCUUUAGGAACUCCAAUUGCACAAUACACUCAAACCAAACAACCCUGGUCUGAAUCUGAAUCUGAAUUUGAAUUUGAAUUUGAAUUUCAAGGAGUAACAAAUAACAACACAACCUCUCAAACCGAAUCAAACUCAUCAACUUCCGAUUCUUCAAUCUCUUUAGAUCAUUACUUCACUAACCUCCUUCAAACGGAAACACAAAUUCCACUUUUCGAAUUUGAUUCCAAAUUGCGAACAAUCGAACAGGAGAGUCCCAAAGCGUUAAUAACUGAACCUGUUAACAACCGUACUCAACGAACCAUAGAGAAAAACUCUUCACUGAGCCGAAAACCGUCGCUGAAAAUCUCUCUCCCCAAGAAAACCGAGUGGAUCAAAUUCGGAAACUCGGAUCCGAAACCGGAGGUGAUUGUUCAGAAACCAGAACCGGAACCUGUUGAGAAAAAGCACUACAGAGGAGUUAGACAAAGACCGUGGGGAAAAUUCGCCGCCGAGAUUCGCGAUCCGAACAAACGCGGCUCAAGAGUUUGGCUCGGAACGUUUGAUACGGCUAUUGAAGCCGCUAAAGCCUACGAUCGAGCCGCUUUCAGGCUUCGCGGAUCCAAAGCAAUUCUUAACUUUCCACUUGAAGUCAACGAAGUUAUUGCGGCGGUGGAGGAGACUUCCGGCGACGGUGAGAGGAAACGUUGCCGUGAAGAGGAAGAGGUGGAGGAGAAACCGGUGGUUAAAAAGGAGAAAACGAUGGAGUUUGAUGUGAACUGUUUUAAAGAUAUGCCGUUAACGCCGUCAACUUGGACUGGGUUUUGGGACGGUGAUAUUAAGGGAAUUUUCAGUGUUCCACCGUUGUCGCCGUUAUCUUCUUUUUGUUAUUCACCUUUAGUGGCUGUGUGAAAUUUCUAUUUAGGGCUCCUUUAAAAUAAUCGUCUUUUAUUGCAUCCUUAUCAGAGAUGAGAAAUGUACAUUUCAUUAAAUGAUUUAAUUUAUUCACCAUAUUUUCUUCUUGGCUA